Molecule: messenger RNA, 1843 nt
Organism: Drosophila rhopaloa
Lineage: Eukaryota; Metazoa; Arthropoda; Insecta; Diptera; Drosophilidae
Exons: 3
Coding region: 19-1731 (570 amino acids)
Molecular function (GO): signaling receptor activity
Source: RefSeq, a predicted model, not a curated record
CCUUUUCAAAUUUUCAAAAUGAUUAAGUUCGGAAUAUAUUUUGUAUACGCAUUUGUUGCUUGCAAUCUAUACGGAAUUACUUACUCACAGAACCAUACGAAUUCGGUAUGUAUCCUGGAAGAUGCGCCAAGUCAAUGUGGGGCAUUCUGCCUUUCCGCUCAACGGCCAUUCAUCGAUUACAAUUACAAAGUGCAGAGACAGAUGAAUUCCAUUUCUGAAAUGUUAGAUAAAAUUGAAAAAGCUACAUUGGCGAGACAAAUUGAGUCUCCGAGUAAUUUUGAAAGAAUUCAACAAGAGGCACUGACGGCACAAAAGGAAAAUCUGGCCAAGAUGGACAGAAUUGAAAAUCUAAAACUGGAGUCUCAAACAUCUGCGGAGAGGAUUCAAAGAGAAAAUCAGGCCAAGAUGGACAGAAUUGAAAAAGGAACUCUGGAGACUCAGGCAUCUCUGGAGAGGAUUCAAAGAGAAAAUCAGGCCACGAUGAACAGAAUUUCCCAAGAGAUAAAGAGCAUCUCGAUGGGUUUCCAGUGGAUCGAAUCUCGAUAUUUUUAUAUAGAAAAUAAUUUUAAACAAACUUGGAUUAAUGCUGAGGACACCUGUCGUAGAAUGGGAGGUCAUCUAGCGGCUUUCCAAAGUCGAAGAGAAUUGGAUGCCGUAUCAUCGAAACUCCAUCGAGAUACUCCUUAUUGGAUGGGUAUCAGCGACCGGGAAAAUGAGGGAUACUUUGUAACUUCCUCCGGCAAUCGAUUCCCAUAUUUGACAUUUAAUGAUGGAGAGCCCAACAACAGCGGUGGCAAUGAGGACUGCGUCGACAUCUACAACGGAAUUAUGAACGAUAUUCAGUGUGAAUCGCUACGUUCUUAUAUAUGCCACUCAUUUAUUUCAAAGUUCGGAAUAUAUUUGUUAUACGCAUUUGUUGCUUGCAAUCUAUACGGGAUGGCUUACUCUCAGAACCAUUCCAAUUCGGUUUGUAUCCUGGAAGAUGCCCCAAGUCAAUGUGGGGCAUUCUGCCUUUCCGCUCAACGGCCAUUCAUCGAUCACAAUUACAAAGUGCAGAGACAAAUGGAUUCCAUUUCUGAAAUUUUAAAUGAAAUCCAGAAGAGGCUGGACAGAAUUGAAGAAGCUAUACUGGCGGGACAAAAAGACUCUCCGAGUAAUUUUGAAAGAAAUCUACAAGAUGCACAGACGUCCCAAAAGGAAAAUCAGGCCAAAAUGGAGAGAAUCGCUAACGGAUUACUGGUUACCGAGGCAAAUAUAGAAAGGAUUCAAAGAGAAACUCAGGCCACGAUGGACAGAAUCGAAAAAGGAACGCUGGAGACUCAGGAGACGAUUUUCCAAGAGGUCAAGAGCAUCUCGAUGGGUUUCCAGUGGAUCGAGUCUCGAUAUUUUUAUAUAGAAAAUAAUUUUAAACAAACUUGGAUUGAUGCUGAGGACACCUGUCGUAAAAUGGGAGGUCAUCUAGCAGCUUUCCAAAAUCAAAAAGAAUUCAACGCCGUCACUGCGAAACUCCAUCAUAAUAUUGCAUACUGGUUGGGCAUCAGUGAUCGGGAAAAGGAAGGCGAGUUUGUAACUGCCUCCGGAAAUCCACCAACAUUUUUGACUUGGAAUAGGGGAGAACCCAACAAUGCCGGUGGCAAGGAGGACUGUGUCAACAUCUGGAACGGGAAAAUAAAUGACGUCCCGUGCGAAUUUCAACGUCAUUAUAUUUGCCAGUCGGACAAUAAAGUAUAAAUAGAAGUACAAACAAUUAAGUGUCAAAAUUACACAGUACUUAACUUACCCGUCAAAAAUGUUCAUAUCUUGUAGAUUUUUUUAUUUAAAAACUAAAAAAAUAUAUUUAAAG